AUGCGUGCAUCCCACUGGGUUCAAGCAGGGAUCGGAUUUCAAAACACGGUAUUCCGCAUGGGCUCAAUUCUCAGGUACCCCUACUUCGAUCUCCACCCUGGAGACCGCCUGGUUGCAGCCAGAGGAACGUUCAUUAGAGGAUAUGUAUCCCAGGUUUGCGAUCCAGACAUUCAAAGGAAGUGCGAGGAACUCGGAGUUCUAUCUGGAGUUCUAUCAACCCCUGCAAGAAGCAUGGGCGAGGAACAAGAAAGGGAGGUAGAGAGAGAACACCAUGUGGAAAGACCGCCUAGGGUAGAAUCUGCAGCCCAGAACCUGCAUGAGGACAUUCGUGCAUUCCUCAAGACCGGUCGAAUUCCUGUGGGGUCUUCUGCGUUUAUUCCAGCGCUAUCCAGCCUUGCCGACACCACUGCCGAAUUUCAUGGGCACGAUCGGUGGGCACACAAUGUUUUAGUCACCCGCGACUUCGCUCGUACGAAAGCGGAUCAUUAUUUGCGGUCCGUCAACUGGAUUCCUGACGAAGUGAACGCACUGCUACCUGAUAUCCGCAGAAGCAAUGCAAUUUACCUGUGUAUCUACACUCCUCGCACCACAAAAACGAUGCAGCCAUGCGACGACCUCCAACUAUACUGUGUUCCUUCAACGCCACCAUUGACACCAUCAGAACCACUGAUUUGCCAGCUCAACCUUUUUGCAGGCCAACUCAAUUCCGACAUGUAUCUGCGCACUUGCAGGUUCUUAGAGCUCAACGCACCGAACUUGGGAAACAAGGACUUGAUAGCUGAUAGCGACGGGUUCAUUAGCAAGGAGAAUCGCCCCGCUACAAGAGCAUUGUGCUCGUUCAAACAAUCCCAGCUUCCUGCACUGAAGCAGUUGUUCGGGAUGAGAAGGAAAGGCAUAGGGUAUCUGCCAACUCACCUUGGAAAGAUGCUCAAUGGCCGCAUUCUGACUGAGGAGGAUUGUCUCGACUGA
Suillus paluster is the source of this 969-nucleotide messenger RNA. RefSeq lists its product as uncharacterized. NCBI's taxonomy places the organism in Eukaryota, Fungi, Basidiomycota, Agaricomycetes, Boletales, Suillaceae. Bases 1 to 969 code for a protein of 322 amino acids. The transcript is spliced from 4 exons. The record is from RefSeq and is a predicted model, not a curated record.